CUCAACGAGGUCAUUUCAAUCAAGGUGCAGCAGCGCCACCCUGUGAGUCUGGAUGGGGAAAAAAAGCCGUCUGAAUAAAUGUUCGUAUAGAUUAAGCAAAACGUGCUGCUUGGUAAGCGCCGGAAACACACCAGAUCAUCGGUAUUAUGAUAUUGUUCUGAAGUUGUAUCCUGCUCAUCGGUCAUCCUAAAGCUAACGACCAUCGCAACUCCCUUCUUCUCGACAGUUGAACUACUACGCCGUUCAGACUGUAUUGGAGAACUACGAGGAAGUGGCUUAGAGGAGAUGUUAUGAACACCGCAAUGGAAGGGUUAGCCAUAGGUAGCUGCACUUGAGGGGACAUUUUGUGGGGGAAAGGGUGUCGGCGGAGACGAUCUUUUGGGGAGACCUAAUGCACCCGCUGGUGCUGCUAUAUAGCUAGAAGGAGUUGGCUAGCCGCGCGGCUGCUAACGAGACUCACUACUAGCCUCUUCACUUUUUUUCCCUGAAUAUUUUCUCAAUUUUUUUCCUUCGGGGACACACUUUUUGGAAGACUUAAAGCAGAGCCAUGGACUUCCCGGGACACUUUGAGCAGAUAUUCCAGCAGCUGAACUAUCAGCGGCUGCACGGUCAGCUGUGCGACUGCAUCAUAGUGGUGGGCAGCCGACACUUCAAAGCCCACCGCUCUGUUCUUGCAGCCUGCAGCACCCACUUCAGAGCGCUCUUCACCGUCGCCGAGGGAGAUGCUAGCAUGAAUAUGAUCCAGCUGGACAGCGAGGUGGUCACGGCUGAGGCAUUUGCUGCCCUGGUGGACAUGAUGUACACGUCGACGCUGAUGCUGGGGGAGAGUAACGUCAUGGAUAUCCUCCUCGCCGCCUCACAUUUGCACCUCAACAAUGUCGUAAAAGCCUGCAAGCACUACCUAACCACACGCACACUGCCUGUGUCGCCCUCCUCUGAGAGGCCGGCCCAUCACCACUCUCAACAGGAGCAGCAAAGGCACAGGCAGCAGCAGGCGGACUUGGGAGGGAACCCAGCUUCAGCGGGUAACACAAGCCUCACAGGAAACGCUGCCACGUCGAAGGUGCAGCGCUCCUUCUUGCUGCAGCAGCUGGGGCUCAGCUUGGUGAGCUCCGCUUUAGGAGGAAUGGAGGAAGGCGGCGUGAGCAACAGAGCGGUCGACCAGCGGGCCUCAUUCCCAGUCCGUCGAUUCCACAAACGAAAGCCGUCUCUAGCGCUGACAAUUUCAGAGGAGAGACCCAGACAAAGGCAGCGGACCUCAGGGGGCGCCAACCUAGGUUUGUUGGAGGAAGACGGCGAAAAUGCAGAUCAGGAUGAAGCAGCGCUUCAUUCGCCGGACUCCCACAAACCGGGGGAUGAUUCUAAGCUAGGCGCCGGCAUCACAGGGUUUGUAGCUGUGGCUCAAGAUGACCCUCAGAUGCCGAGUCAGUCAGACAGUGGACGCUCUGAAGGGGAGAACUCGGUGAGGAUUCCAGGAGGAGUAAACAAGGAAGAGGACAUGGGUGACCAGGAUCAGCAGGCCAGCAGAGCCACUGUAAAAAUAAAGUCAGGGAACGAGGAAGAGCAGGGGGAAGAUGAAGAGCGGAAGGUGGUGGUCAAGCGAGAGGUUCUCAGCUCACCUGAGCCUGUAGACGAAAACAGCGAUGUGACGUCCCAGGCUGAAGGCAGCGACCCGGCAGAGCCCGGCUGCCAGGAGGAAGAGGAGAAGGUGGAGCUGAGCCCAGAGGGCAGCGACCGCAGCUUCACCUCCGACCCCCAGCCCAGCUCCGAGUCUCUGCUCCAUUCCAGUUCCCAGCUCCUCCUCAAGGGCAGCAUGGGAGGAGGAAUGGGUGUCACGGGGGGGUUUGGCAGUAACAAUGGGCUGAGUAGCAGUUCUAAUUUUAAUAUCUCGAACUUUCUCAGCUCUAAAGACUUCGGGAGAGGUGGGUCAGGGUUGGUUUCUGGAGAGGAUGACCUUCCUAACACAACCACCGGGGAGGCAGUUGCUCAUCGCUUCCUGAUGAGACACGACGCUGCUGGGCCGUCUUCCUCCGCGUCGUCCUCUCUUAUUCAGUCGGGCACGCUAAGUGGCGAGAGCAGAAACGGCUUUGGAGACAACCUGCAGCCAGAUUCUCUAUUCCUGCAGCCUCCUUAUGAGAACUUAGGAGGCCUCAGAGGGAGCAGUGGGAGUGCUGGACGUGGAGGAGUGGAUCCUUUUGCUCUGGACUUCCAGCGCUCCAGUUUAGGACUUCACUCCCUGGGGCGACCCUCAAGAGGGAUGGGAAGUGCUUCCGCUUCCACCCUGAGUUAUCCAAGCUACAGACGUAUUGCUCCUAAAAUGAACUCUGGCAUAGGAGGUGAAGGAAGAGUCCAAGACCCGGCGUCACCUUCCUCCAACCUAACAAGUCCUCUGCUUCUGAACGAGAGUGGGGGUUAUGAGAUGAACGGCGGCCGGCCCACCUCCCUCCCGCCUCAGCUGACCCGGGCUUCAGCAGAUGUCCUGUCAAAGUGCAAGAAGGCCCUUUCGGAGCACAACGUCUUGGUCGUGGAAGGGGCUCGAAAGUACGCCUGCAAGAUCUGCUGCAAAACCUUCCUCACCCUGACCGACUGCAAGAAACACAUUCGCGUUCACACGGGGGAAAAGCCCUACGCGUGCCUCAAGUGUGGCAAACGCUUCAGUCAGUCAUCCCACCUGUACAAGCAUUCCAAGACCACGUGUCUGCGCUGGCAGAACAUGAACAUGUCCAACUCCCUGCUGUAGAGCCCAAGAGGAACCGAAGAACACACUGAAAUCCUAAUCUCAGUCUCCUUCUCUUCCUACUAUUUAAACAUGUUAUUGUUUGGGUUAGACCAGGGGUCUGCAACCUGCAGCUGCAGAGCCACAUGCUGCUCUUGGAGCCCUCCGAUGUGGCUCUCUGGGUAAAAAGAUUCUAAUUUUAAGAAGUUACUGUAAAUGGAAAAAUUUAGUAAGCAGUAAAGUAAAUAAACUAACUCAAACUAUAUUAUAAAUUCAGCUCAUUCACAGUUGAAGGACAGUACACAUAACAAGAGAAAGUAAAACAUUUGAACAGAUUUUUGUGUAUCUGCUGGAAGCACGGCCAGAGCUAAGACAGAUUUUCUAGUUUGGAACAAAUUCAAGGAUUUUAAGUGGCCCUUAUAGAUUCGGUUACAGUCACUUAACUAUUGUUAACAAAUGGUAAAACAGACUGUUUUUUUAACUCACUGCUGACAUUUCACUAUACUACUACUACUGCAUUGAGAUGACCUUACGGCGACACCAGGUCUUAUUUUGAAAGGAAGUCAUGGGAACCUCUGUCAAAAGGUAUAAACUAAAAUAAAAGCAAUUUUAUUUUCGUUUUAUUUAUGCCAAAAUAACUAUAGUUAAUUUAUAUUUAUCAUAAAUAAUAGCAACAAUAACAUAAAUACAAAUCUGAGUUUUAUUGUUCUAAAGGGGGAAGUCAGACUUUGUGGCUCCUUCAGUGUUGAAGGUUGCAAACCCCUCAGUUGGACUAAAAAGUACUAAGAUUAGGUCAAAUCUCCUGUUGGAUUACUGGAUAUGGUUUCUAUAGUACAUUUUGUUAAAGUGAUGUAUGCAUUUGUAAAGCAUGUACUUCCUCUGCAUACUCCAUGUGCCUUUUUCAGCGCACUUACUUUUAUAAAGAUGGUGGGAAAGUCAUUUUGAUUCGUUGUCAGGUAUUUAUUAGAAAACUAAUAACAUAUGGUUUUGUUCUCAAUGGUUAGAAAUCUCCUGAACUGAAAUGUUUAACCAUCAGGUAAUCUAUGGGCUUCAUGUUUGUCAUUGUACUGUCUAAACUUGGCUAAUAACCCUAAGAAUUAGAAUUUUUUAUGUCGGGAGCAAAGUUACACGUGAAGUUUUUUUUUUCAGACAUAGGUAAAGGUUGUCUGCAGGUUUUUAAAAACCUUUACCAUGGCACCCUCAUCCCCACUUGAGUCUUAAGUCGUCAAAUGUUACUGAAAAUGUUCCAGUUGUACUGAUGGGGCCUCAUGGAAACACAUCAACAAUGCUCUUGUUUUCUUUAAAAGUCCCGUAGUUUCUGUCACACGUUUUUAGGGAAAACUUUCUCAAAUUUCUCCACGUUCCACCUUACAAAUGUUCUUCACAAAAAAGUCCCAAUAAAUAAAUCAAGAGAGCUUUGGAGUUCUAUUAAAAAAAGAAACUAAAGCAGUUUUGCUGCUGUAAUGUGAGUUUGAAAGCAAAAAUCAUCUGUAAAUACACUUUUGCAUGUCUUAGUUUGGUGUGUAAUGUAUACAUUUUUUUUCAGAUAAAAAAAAAUUGGGCGUUCUGUAAUUAUGUGAUGAUUUUUAAAACAAGUCGUGACCUUAUAAAACCAAAAAGUCCUUUGGUCACAGGUGCUCUAUUUUUAAUUUUUUGCUAACAAGGUAGUUUAGUUGGUGGGAAAACAUUUUCCAAUCAUAAAUCUUGUGCUUUCCUGGUCAGUCACUUUUUUUUAUCUUUUUUACUUCCAAGUACACAGAACAACCCAUCCAAAGAUCCACCACCCUACCUGUUGACUUGGAUGUUUCCUCCUUUGGAUUGAGCCGAUGCAGCUGAUCCCGGUAAUCAGCAGCAGCAGGGAGAGCAGGAAAACAGGCAGAAUGGUAGAUCUUAAGGGAGCAGGUUUCUGCCUUGUCUAAAUGCGAUUUAUGUAUAAAAGCCACUCCCCCUUCGUGGACAAUCAAUGCUGCAGAGCGUCCUCUCUAUAUCAGAGGAGAUAGUGAUAAUAUAUGUAUCACACUCAAAUUUGAAAACUUUUACACUUUUUUUGUACAAUUUAUUUUCUUUUAAUUUUUACUUUAUUUAUAUAGAAGACUGGUGUAUAUGUAGCAGGAUUUUUCAUACUUCAAGUGAGAACUUAUAAUGAAUAGUGUUAUGCAAAAAGGUUAUCAAAAGUUGCAUUUUAUUAAUAACUACAUGGACUGAUCCGCCUGUUUGCUGUAAAUAAAAGCAACUUCCCUGAUCAACA
This is a messenger RNA of Oryzias latipes (Japanese medaka), 4964 nucleotides long. Its product is annotated as zinc finger and BTB domain-containing protein 5-like. Gene Ontology annotation, molecular function: RNA polymerase II cis-regulatory region sequence-specific DNA binding; DNA-binding transcription factor activity, RNA polymerase II-specific; protein binding. Gene Ontology annotation, biological process: regulation of transcription by RNA polymerase II. NCBI's taxonomy places the organism in Eukaryota, Metazoa, Chordata, Actinopteri, Beloniformes, Adrianichthyidae. The record is from RefSeq and is a predicted model, not a curated record.